AUGUCGACAGGACAGAGCGGUCAGCGGAAGCACCAGGAAACACCACAGCACAACCAAGUGUCCAAGAAGAAGCAACCGAACAGCAAAGCAACCCCCUCCCACGCCUUAUCCAAGCUACACGAAAUGCAACAGAAUUUAAACAGGCCUGUGUUAAAAUUAAAACAAGACGUUCCAACUCGUUGGAAUUCUACGUAUGACAUGUUGGAUCGGUUGCUUCGCAAUAAAGAGCCUGUUGUAUCAACUUUGGCACUUUUAGAAUCCGACCUGUCUCUGGAAUCGCAUGACUGGAUUGAAAUAGAUCAUGCAGUGAAGGUGUUGAAAGUGUUUUAUGAUGUAACAGUCGAAAUAUCCUCAGAGAAAAAUGUGUCACUAUCGAAAAUUGCAGUUCUCUCUAGAUUAAUGACACGAUAUGUUCGGCAGUACUUGGAUCGGGAAAAAUCGGUACCGGAGAAUAUUCAGAAGCUUUGUGAGCAAUUAAUUUCAGGGUUGGCGAAACGUUUUUCUCUCCUGGAAUCUAACGAAUUAGUUGCCCAGUCAAUAUUACUGGAUCCACGCUUUAAAAAGCAAGGUUUCGGAGAUGACGAUAAAUACCAAAGUGCAUACCAGUCACUAAUAAGAAAGAUCAGAAUGACAUCGAUUGAACCAAUGCCGGAGCCGAUGGAACUGACACAUACACAUGCUGCUAGCCCGGCAGUUGCUGCAAUCAUUGAGCUGGACAAAUAUGUAGCAGAGCUGCAUCUUCAAAGAAAAAACGAUCCCUUGCUUUGGUGGGAAGAAAGGAAGUCGGUCUAUCCCCGCCUGUAUCAAAUGGUACUGAAAAGGCUGUGCAUCCCGGCGACUUCAGUUCCCUGUGAACGGAUCUUCUCCAAAGCUGGGCAAAUUUGUAACGACAGACGAAGCCGACUUUCUUCCAGCAACAUGCAAAAAAUAAUUUUCGUUAAUCACAAUAUAAACUAA
Uranotaenia lowii is the source of this 957-nucleotide messenger RNA. RefSeq names its product zinc finger BED domain-containing protein 4-like. Bases 1 to 957 code for a protein of 318 amino acids. The transcript is spliced from 2 exons. Gene Ontology annotation, molecular function: protein dimerization activity. Lineage: Eukaryota; Metazoa; Arthropoda; Insecta; Diptera; Culicidae. The record is from RefSeq and is a predicted model, not a curated record.